AUGGCACCCUGCGAUCUCGCGAUAAACCGAAUGAUGCAGUACACCGCCCUACUAGUCAUCUCCGCUGUUGCAGCAUCAGUCUCGGCGCUUGCCAACCCAGACAGUGUCCCGCCCACUCACGUCCACGGUGGCGGCCACAUCCUUGAUCACCCUUUGGCUAUUGACCUAGGCGCACCCAUCACCAUCGACACACCCGAUAUCACCUUACCCACGUUGAAGAUGCCAACGGUUGACAUUCCAGCACUUCCUACGUUUUACCCGCCGACGUUCGACCUACCGACAAAGAUCAUGGUGCAACGGACGUGCGUUGAAGUCCUGAGGGGCAGCGUCUGCGCAGUGAACGACUGCGUCGCCUCGGCGACAACGGAUGUGGAAACGGAUCAGCCACCGAAUAAGGAAUACAUCUUGUAUGCGUCGUUAGCUCCCUUGUAG
This is a messenger RNA of Tricharina praecox, 432 nucleotides long. RefSeq lists its product as uncharacterized. Bases 1 to 432 code for a protein of 143 amino acids. The record is from RefSeq and is a predicted model, not a curated record. The transcript is spliced from 2 exons. Lineage: Eukaryota; Fungi; Ascomycota; Pezizomycetes; Pezizales; Pyronemataceae.